Desarmillaria tabescens is the source of this 1383-nucleotide messenger RNA. RefSeq names its product cytochrome P450. Bases 1 to 1383 code for a protein of 460 amino acids. NCBI's taxonomy places the organism in Eukaryota, Fungi, Basidiomycota, Agaricomycetes, Agaricales, Physalacriaceae. The record is from RefSeq and is a predicted model, not a curated record. Gene Ontology annotation, molecular function: monooxygenase activity; iron ion binding; oxidoreductase activity, acting on paired donors, with incorporation or reduction of molecular oxygen. The transcript has 11 exons.
AUGUUUGUGACCCUCACUCUCGGGGUCAUCCAGAAAUCUACCGAGUUCUGUCGGAAAGUCAAAGCAGUUGGAAACCACCCGGGAUACCGCACGAUCCUCUGGCAUAGACAGCCUCUCUCAUACCUUCUUCCACCAAUUCCUGGUUUGACGAGUGAUACCAACUAUAUCUUUACCAAGAAAUACGAAGGCGAGAAAAUCCGUUCUCCACUGACGGACUUGAAGGAUAUAACUGCAACCCGCGUAUCUUUCCCUAAGCCUGUGUCCAUGUUCCACAGACUAUCCAUAUUUGGUCCUAACAUUGUCGCAUCCGAAGGGGAUGCGUGGAAGAAAUACCGAAAGAUAAGCGCUCCGGCAUUUUCUGAUAGAAAUAACCGACUCGUAUGGGAAGAAUCCUUGAAAAUCACGGGAGACCUGAUCAACACGGUCUGGAAGAAUAAGGACGUGGUCGAAGUAGAACAUGUGGUUGAUGUUACGCUCCCAAUAGCGUUGAAUGUCAUCAGCGUAGCGGGCUUUGGGCACGAAAUGGAUUGGCAAGUGGACACCGUCGUCCCUGGGACGCACAUGAUGUCCUUUCAUGAUACUUUGCAUCUUGCCAGUACUGGAAUGGUUUUGAAACUCAGUAUUCCCUCAUGGGCCAUGGGGUUGAUGCGCCAAUGGGCUAGGGUGAGAGUUGCAUUUGAUGAGCUAGAGACAGCAGAGGAGAAGGAGGAAAGGCAUGAUUUGUUCAGUAGCCUUCUGGAUGCCAAUGAUGAUGCAGGUGGAGGAGCAGAGGCUAAAUUGACGGAUAGGGAACUACUGGGGAACAUAUACAUCUUCUUACUCGCUGGACACGAGACCACGGGCCAUACACUGGCAUUUACACUUGUCUUGUUAGCGCUUUAUCCUGAUCAGCAAGAGAUCCUUUACUGCCAUAUCAAGUCCAUCAUUCCAGACGGACGGAACCCGUUUGUUAUAAUCUUUUCUAGUGCAUUCUAUGAAACGCUUCGUCUGUUCCCACCCGUAACGAUUCCCAAGACGAGCGUCGAGGAUACCGUCUUUGUCACCACCAACAAGGCAGGAGAAUGCAAGAUGAUCCCCGUACCUCAGGGUGCCAUACUGAGAUUCGACAUGGUGGGGUUGCAUCGUAAUCCGCGAUACUGGAAAGACCCGGAGAUGUUCAACCCGUCGAGAUUCCUGGGUGACUGGUCCAGGGAGGCGUUCAUGCCAUUCAGCCAAGGUGCACAUACGUGCAUCGGUCGAAAAUGUUCUGAAACUGAGGGUGUUGCUGUACUGACAAUACUCAUUUCGAGGUACAAAAUCACCAUUAAGGAAAAGCCUGGAGAAACUUUCGAGGAAAGAAAGGAAAGAGUUUUGAAAACGAGAAUGGGUAUUACUUUAACGUGA